AUGGCUACCCCUAGUGUCCUCACUUUUGACGCUGAGGGUCGGGCCAUUGACUUUGACGUCUGGGUAGAUGAUCUGCAGCUUUACCUACAGUGCAAUAGGGUAGACGGUCUCUCCCUCUUUGACCUCACUUCUGGUGCCUCUCCUGCCCCUGCUGCUGAUGCUGACGCCACUGUUCGCUCACAGUGGGCCACACGCGAUGCUGCUGCACGUCUUGCUGUGCUUGCACGCUACUCUUCCCCUGCCACUACUACACUUAGCCGCCUCAUCCUGCCGUACCUCUUCCCUGACAUCGCCACUUUUCCCACAGUCGCUGACCUCAUUACGCACCUUCGCACUAGUGACAUUCGUUACCGCGCUGCCCUUUCCGCUGAGUUCUGCACCAAGAACCCCCCCCCUAUGUACAUCACCCUCUACUACAUAGUCACCCGGCUCCCUGACACCCUUCGCCCGGUCAGGGACCACUUUCUCUCUGUUUGCCCCACCAGUCUCACCGUUGACCUCCUCGAGGAGCGCCUCCUAGCAGCAGAGAAGAGCAUAGUCGCUGUAGGAGCCUCUCGUGGUGACCCUCGUGCCCUUGUCUUUGAGGGGUGCUCCCCCUCUCCUCUGUUGCCCUCUGUCGCCUCUGCUGCUGCGGCCGACCUCGUUGGUCUUGAGUCGGUCGGUGCGGCGUCUGCCCCUAGCGGGAGACGCCGCACUGGCAAGGGCAAGGGGGGCAGGGGCGCUGGAGAAGCUAGCAGGGGCGGUGGAGGCGGCGGUGGAGACGGCGGAGGGGGUGGGGGUGGCGGUGGGGGUGGUGGCGGGGGAGGGGGCGUCGGUGGCAGCAGUGGAGGCGGAGGCGGCGGUGGCGGUGGGAGCGGAGGUGGCGGAGGUGGCGGCGGUGGGGGAGGCGGCGGUGGAGGAGGUGGAGCUGGUCGGGGUGGCGCUGCGCAGAGGGUCGGCUUCGGUGGUGGUCCGCGCCAGCAGCAGCAGCGCGCUCGUGAGAUCCCCCCCCCUCAGCAGCUUCGUGAGUGGUACGCUGUGUCAGAGUAUUAUAGCUGA
Molecule: messenger RNA, 1038 nt
Organism: Closterium sp. NIES-65
Lineage: Eukaryota; Viridiplantae; Streptophyta; Zygnematophyceae; Desmidiales; Closteriaceae
Source: the annotation of a GenBank genome assembly